AUGAGAAAAGCCGAUGUAAACAAAACGGCAAAAACUCGACCUGCACAACAAAUGACAUCAAAAUUAAAAUCACGGAACCGUUUCUGUUUUGGAAGGAGAAUCAAAGCGAGCACUACCAUGCCGUCAAACUGGAACUACUUUGGGACGCACAGGAGGAACCAACGCAUAAAACUUUCCAGAACUUCAUCCUUACUCUUGCUGACUGCUUACGUUCAGCUUCCAGUAAAGUCGGCCCAGGCGAUACGGUUCCAAUCAAGGCAAAAAUGUAACCCGAUAAUUUUAGAGGACAAAAAAGUUGAUGAUCCAAUCAGAAAUGAAAACCCAGCAGCAGAGAUGUUUUUCAGGUAUAAUGGAAUUUAACACAGUUUUCCGUAUUUUGUGGCGUAAGAGCAGCUGCCGUCAUUCUCAAACUCAUUCUGACAUCCGUUGGUAGUUGAUGACGGUCCCUGGAAUUCAGAUUUAAGUAUACG
This is a messenger RNA of Uranotaenia lowii, 470 nucleotides long. RefSeq lists its product as uncharacterized. The record is from RefSeq and is a predicted model, not a curated record. The coding region runs from base 1 to 360 and encodes 119 amino acids. The transcript has 4 exons. NCBI's taxonomy places the organism in Eukaryota, Metazoa, Arthropoda, Insecta, Diptera, Culicidae.